This is a messenger RNA of Alternaria burnsii, 1491 nucleotides long. Its product is annotated as alpha beta-hydrolase. Gene Ontology annotation, molecular function: hydrolase activity. Gene Ontology annotation, cellular component: extracellular region. The transcript has 5 exons. Bases 1 to 1491 code for a protein of 496 amino acids. NCBI's taxonomy places the organism in Eukaryota, Fungi, Ascomycota, Dothideomycetes, Pleosporales, Pleosporaceae. The record is from RefSeq and is a predicted model, not a curated record.
AUGAUCAACGCCGUCCUUGUCUUCAACAACGCCGGCCAGCCGCGCCUGACCAAGUUCUACACACAGCUGGAAACCAGCGUCCAGCAGCGACUCAUUUCCGAGAUCUUCACCCUCGUCGCCAACCGUCCAAACUCAGCAUGUAACUUCUUGCCCCUCCCACCGCUCCUCGCCAGCAGCUCCAAAUCUAGCACGCCCACGACUCCUCACAACGACACACCGUCACUCGUCACCUACCGCCACUACGCGACCCUCUACUUUAUCGUAAUCUCCACGUCUACCGAAUCACCUCUCGCGCUGCUCGAUCUUAUCCAGGUCUUUGUGCAGGCGCUCGACGGCCUCUUCGAAAACGUAUGCGAACUAGAUCUGAUUUUCAACUUCGAGACACUACAUGCGACACUGGGUGAGAUGAUAGUAGGCGGCGUGGUGGUGGAGACGCAGUUAGACAAGGUCAUUCAAGGCGUAAAGGCACAGGGAAGAGUAGCCAAGAGACCCGUCAACGAAGGGAAGAACAUUGGUGGAGGAGGAGGCGGUGGUGGUGUCAUGGGCGGACUGACAUUCGGCGGUCUGGGAAGAGGAGACGUUAGCACCAUGCGCUUCCUCACUGCUGUCACCAGCUUCCUAUCUGUAGCCGCAGCGGCGACUCUCGGCAAACGUGCCGUGACGCCUGGCACCCUCUCCCAAGUCACCUCAUUCGGUGCUGCGCCUACCAAAGCGGGCUUCUAUAUCUAUGUGCCCAAGAAGCUUGCGGCCUCACCAGGAAUCAUCGUUGCUAUUCACUACUGCACUGGAUCAGCGCAAGCAUACUACACUGGCAGCCCUUACAAGACGUUGUCCGAGCAGUAUGGCUUCAUUGUCAUCUACCCGUCUUCCCCUCAUGAGGGUACUUGCUGGGACGUUAGCAGCAAGGCGACGCUUAGCCACGAGGGUGGAGGAGACAGCAACACCAUUGCCAACAUGGUCAAGUGGACUCUCAGCCAGUACAAGGCGGAUGCUUCCAAGGUCUUCGUGACCGGUUCCAGCAGUGGCGCUAUGAUGACCAACGUCAUGGCAGCAACCUACCCUGAACUCUUCAAAGGUGCCAUUGUCUACUCAGGUGUAAGCGCUGGCUGCUUCGUCUCUGCAUCAGGUGGUGUCGACGCCUGGAACAGCACCUGCGCUCAGGGUAACUCUAUCGCCACCCCUGCAGCCUGGGCCAAUGUUGUCAAGAACAUGUACCCCAGCUACACUGGUGCUCGUCCCAAGAUGCAGAUCUACCACGGUAGCGCAGACACUACCCUUCGCCCGCAGAACUACCAGGAGACGAUGAAGCAAUGGGCUGGCGUUUUCGGCUACGACUACAACAAGCCACAGAGCACAAAGGCCAAUGACCCCCAAAGCGGUUACACGAGGACUAUCUAUGGUCCUAAUGUCCAGGGUAUCUAUGCACAGAAUGUUGGACACACCGUGCCUAUUCGGGGCGCGGACGACAUGAAGUUCUUCGGCUUUGCCUAG